Messenger RNA from Fraxinus pennsylvanica, 1182 nucleotides. The record is from the annotation of a GenBank genome assembly. Lineage: Eukaryota; Viridiplantae; Streptophyta; Magnoliopsida; Lamiales; Oleaceae.
AUGAUGAUCAAAAUCAAGUGUUCAAAUCACGAGAAAGUGCAUACGAGAAAGGAAUUCGCAUUCCUCUCACCAAGGAUCACCGCUACACUGAAAUUGAACCAGACAAACACGAUUCGAGUUCCAUUUCUUACAAAGAUCGCGUCACGUGUUGUGAGGAAUAUUGAGGGUGAUGUAGGUUCUUCAGUUGCUGUUGUUGACCAGAACAUCGAGGGUUUUGCAGGUUUUUCAAUUGUUGCACAUGUUCCUGAUGAGGUUGCUCUUACUGCUGAAGAUCUCAGGACCUUCAAUGAUAUGUUUGUUGAUUUUGACACUCUCCUAAAAUUCAACAAGCAUCAGGAUCAGCGGAAGAAGAGCUCCAAUGAGAUGAGUUUUUUACAAAGCAUGGAGAUGCCACAGAUACGAAAUUCUAGAAAUUUUGGCAAGGGAAGCUAUGGGGUAGUUUUUUCAGCCAUUGACACGCAGACCGGGGAAAAUGUAAUCUUGCUACCAUCCUCCAGGCGGGAUUUCAGAGACAUUUAUGUUGUCUUCGAGCUUAUGGAGUCCGACCUUCAUCAAGUCAUCAAAGCUAAUGAUGACUUAACACGUGAGCACCACCGGUUUUUUCUCUAUCAGAUGCUGCGAGCACUGAAAUAUAUGCACACAGAUGAAGAUAUUGCCUAUCCUCAUCUCAGCUUUGAUCAGAGUUGUUAUUAUAUGGCAAGUGGAUGUAAUUUUAGGAUUACGUUGCUACGAGAUGGUAUAGGGGUCCUGAGCUGUGUGGAUCUUUCUCCUCCAAGUAUACCCCUGCUAUUGAUAUCUGGAGCAUUGGUUGCAUUUUUGUGGAGGUCUUUUCAGGGAAAUAUAAUCUCUGGAGUGUGCAAUGAGAAGGCAAGAAAAUAUUUAGCAGGAAUGCGGAAGAAGCACCCAAUGCCUUUUGCUGAAAAAUUUCCCAAAGCAGAUCCUACAUCACUUAAUUUAUUGAAAAAGUUAUUAGCAUUUGAUCCAAAGGAUCGACCAACUGCUGAAGAGGUGUUGGCGGAUCCUUACUUCAAGGGACUGGCUAAAAUUGAAAGGGAACCUUCCUGUCAGCCAAUCUCAAAAUUGGAGUUUGAGUGCACUCCUGAGAUCAUGAGGAAUUAUAGGCCAAUUUUAUGGCAUAUCAAUUUGCGUUCAAAAUCAAUUGAUUCUAAAGUCUAUUCCUGA